This is a messenger RNA of Pimephales promelas (fathead minnow), 4197 nucleotides long. The record is from RefSeq and is a predicted model, not a curated record. NCBI's taxonomy places the organism in Eukaryota, Metazoa, Chordata, Actinopteri, Cypriniformes, Leuciscidae.
CAGCAGCAUAACGCCAUGGGGGGCGCAUUUUCAUUGGGUGAAAGCUGCUUAAUCCGAGAGCUGAACGUUUAUAACAUCUUCAACCUAAGCGUUUAUUUGUGGAUUCACGGAUGUAGAAACAAUGCUCGCGAACGUGAAAUGCACUGACAGAUCUGUCUGAAAUGGAGAAGUCGUCUAAAUCCUCAGUAGCGUUUUUACGAAGUAGUGAGAUCAGCAGUCACUGCUGUGUCAGAAACUUCCCUUGUCUGGCCCUAUCACAUCAUCACUUCAUCCCACAAGAAUUAAGUUUUCCAAGAUCUGUCUGACUUCACAACUCUAAGAAACUCUGUAAAGGAAUUAUUGUCCAAACACUGCCGUCGUAACACUGUAAAACUACACAUAGCAUAGAAACAGUGUUUCCUGUGGAAAAGUUUUGCUUUCUUAUUCUUCACAAAGUCUGUCACAGCGCCCCCUUUUGGGGCCAUGCCCCACCUGUUAAACAAUGACACUUCCUUCAGCUCCAAGCAAGAGCUUUUGGUCCUACAUGACAGUCCAUUGGGACCCGGUCCAGACAAUCCCAGUCCCGUGGAGUCCCGGGACUCUGUGCCGGGCAGCCCAUCUGGAGAUGCACUCACUGUGUUCCACAAUACAGGCAAACUGGGGCUUGAGCUCACAGAGCCACCUAUUGGGCUAAAGUUUGUCCCAACGGACUCCGAGAAUCUGUGUGGAUGGGGAGCACUGAGCCCACAGUGUAUCCAGACCUUCAACACCCCACGCUGGUUUCUCUUCUUCCUCUGUGUGGCCUCCUUCCUCCAGGGCAUGAUCAUCAACGGCUUCAUCAACACCGUCAUCACCUCCAUCGAGAGACGUUUUGACCUGCGCAGCUACCAGGCGGGACUCAUCGCGAGCUCCUACGACAUUGCUGCUUGUGUGUGCCUGACAUUCGUGAGCUACUUUGGUGGUACGGGUCAUAAGCCUCGAUGGCUGGGCUGGGGUGUGCUCAUCAUGGCACUGGGGUCUCUGGUCUUUGCCCUGCCCCAUUUCACCACACCACCCUAUGAGGUGAGAGUACCGCAGCGCAUGGGAUUGUGCUCGGCCAAUCACACAGAGGCAUGUGUAGACGAGGAAGGUGGGCUGUCAGCGUACCGCUACGUCUUUAUGCUGGGCCAGUUUCUUCAUGGGGUCGGGGCAACCCCUUUGUACACCCUCGGGGUCACCUACCUCGAUGAAAAUGUCAAGUCAAACUACGCACCUGUAUACAUAGGGAUCUUCUACACAGCCGCCAUUGUAGGACCUGCGGCCGGAUACUUGCUGGGUGGAUUCUUUCUCAACAUUUACACAGAGAUCGACCAAACGACAGAGCUGACUCCUGAAAACCCACUGUGGGUGGGAGCUUGGUGGAUUGGUUUCCUGGCAGGAGGAGCAGCGGCUCUGGUUAUCGCUCUGCCUAUACUGGGUUACCCUAGGCAGCUACCAGGCUCUCAGCGAUAUGUGGCCAUGCGUGUCUCAGAGGCCCACCAGCUGAAGGAUGGCAGUCAAGUCACUGCAUCUGAUCCUCAGUUUGGAAAAACAGUAAAGGACAUGCCCAGGUCAAUGCUGUUUCUUUUGAAAAACCCUACCUUCAUCUUUUUGUGUCUUGCUGGUGCCACAGAGGCCACUCUCAUAGCUGGGAUGUCCACGUUUGGCCCCAAAUUUCUGGAGUCUCAGUUUAGUCUGAGUGCUUCAGAGGCAGCAACCUGGUUUGGGUAUAUGGUGGUACCAGCUGGUGGAGGUGGCACAUUCCUGGGGGGCUUCAUUGUAAAGAAGCUGAACCUUCGUUGCCGUGGGAUCAUCCGUUUCUGCAUGCUGUGCGCACUGGUCAGCCUAACGGCUAUCUUCAUAUUUUUGGUACACUGUCCUAAUGUGCCCAUGGCAGGAGUAACUACCCCAUACUACAGCAACGUCCCACACAACAACUACAGCGCCCCCUACCUGCAGACAGAAAUCCACAAAAGCAGCUUCUCAGAUCUGGGCAAUCUGACCGUAAGCUGUAACAUUGGAUGUCACUGUGUUAAGGAGUUGUUUAACCCAGUGUGUGGUGCGAAUGGAGUGAUGUAUUUCUCUCCCUGCCACGCCGGCUGCAGCUCCCUCAACCACACGAACAGCCCCAGAGGUAGACAGGUGUUCUCUGGGUGCAGCUGUGUGGUAGGGAAUAUAUCAUGGGGAGAACAAGGUUUUGCUGAAGAAGGGAGGUGUGUGUCAUCCUGCAAUCACAUGCCAGCCUUUCUCACGUUCCUCUUCGUCGUCAUCCUCUUCACUUUCCUCUGCAGCAUUCCUGCACUUACUGCCACACUCAGGUGUGUUCCUGACAGUCAGAGAUCGUUUGGGCUUGGGAUCCAGUGGAUCGUAGUAAGGACUCUCGGUGGGAUCCCAGGCCCCAUAGCGUUCGGCUCCGUGAUUGACAUCUCCUGUCUGCUGUGGGAAGAGCAGUGUGGGGAAUACGGCUCCUGUUAUCUGUACCACAACUCAGCCAUGAGCCAGUACUCGCUCAUUGCAGGCAUCAUCUACAAGGUUUUAGGGACUUUUUUCUUCUUUCUGGCCAGCAUGCUCUACCAGCCGCCCCCCGAGUCUCCUCAGAGCAGCUGUGAGAGCACAGAUGUGGGAGGCCAUGACAGUGGGGGGAAGAACAGAGACCUGCCAAUCAAAGACAUCCCCCCUGAGAUCAUCUCAAACCCGCAUGCCAAAUUAUGACCUCAGUCGAGUCUACAAAAUACACCUCACCUCAAAUUGUGCGUGUAUGCUUCUGUGUGUGUGUAUAAGGUCAGCACCAUCUCUGUUCACUGUGCCCCAUCCCAACAUGCAUCUAUGAUUUAUUCUCAUAUACUCUCAUAGCCCACCAGUUUAAAACUCCUGAAAACUGAAAGCAUCUAUGUCACAAUGAACGACCAAAGGGUCAGAGGUGAAAUCAGAGCAUACAGUAUGAGUUACAUAAACAGAACCUACUAAAAGCAAACAUAAUCUUGAUUUGAGAAUAGAUUAUGCAUAUAAACUAGAAUUAUUUGUAUAAUUUAAGUAGAAAAAAUAGAGCCUUUUUGCAAGGAAAAAGCCAUGGACAAUAUAUGAAAAGAGCACUUAAUAUAAAUGUAACGGUAAGAGAGAAUUACAGCAAAUGUGGAGAAAUGACGACAAAGUCGACUAAAGAAUGCUGCUCAGUUAUACAUAAAGAAAAACUGACCAUUAGUUACAAACUGUGCCUUUAAAGUUUUGUUUUGCAUAAUUCAGCACAGUUAGAAAGAUAUUGCAGAAUCCCUUAAAUCUCUCUAAAUUGCACUUUAAACUAACUUCACUGACAGAAAUAUACAUCCGAAGCAUUUACAGUAGUGUUAUUAAACCAAGUGUUGUCCCGCAACACCAUUCUACGCAGUUCUAGUCCAAAGUAACGCAUGUGAAACUUGUGAUUCUUGUAUUCAUAUAUUCCGAAUAUUUGUACCAUUUUAAAAUGUGCCAAAAUACUGUAGCGCAGGACAGGGAGACUUCGAAGUGUGAGGUCUCAGAGAUGCAAGUGAGAAUUGAUGGGGGAGCAGGUUUACAAAAUUGACUUUUUGCAAAUGAAUGCCAUGUUGCGAAAUACCACCCGAGAUGUGAAAUUCCUUUGAGAUUACACUAAAAAUUAUUCUUGCACUGAUUUUCUGGAUGACAUAUUGUCAAACAUUAAAAGACAAUUUCUUGGUUGUUCAUAAGGUAACAGAACAAGCAGGAUUUUUUUUUUUUCUCUCUCUCUUUGUAAGUAGGGUUUUUUUUUUCUUUCUGGUUGAACAUUGAAGUACCACAAGCUGCUUAAAUCCAAAAAAAAAAAAAGAAGCAUAACUAAUAUCUUAUUUGCCUAUAUCAAGUGCUAUUAAAGACAUCUCGCCAAUGAUACUAUAUGUUGAGGUUUUUAUUUGUUAUUAAAUGAAUUUGUAAGGAUUCAUGUUGUAUCAGAACUCUAUUAUUAUUAUUAUUAUUUUGCUUUCUCUGAUGUUUGUGGAUUUUGGUGGAUUAUUACAUUGACUCUGAUGGCAAAUCCUGAAUGACAAUGAUGCACUCAAAAAUGUAAGAUUUGCACAAUGAAACUAAACAUGCAACAACAAAGUGUAACAUGAUAUUUGUAUUGAAUUUGUGUUGGUUCAUGUGUACUUUUUUAUCUCAAUGACCGAAACAAAUGUGUCUUGUCACUAAAGGAGUUUGUGUGUGGGCCUG